AUUCAGCUAUACCCACUCCACCUGCACAUACUUCAAACCUCAUUCCUCCCCAUAUAAGCACACAACACAUCCAAAUCCCAAGUCCCUGCUAAUGAAAUCCAUUACAGUGGCUCCUACCACAAUCCACAACAUGGAAAUGUUCAUAUACUGGCAAAUGCCCGGCCUGGCUUGGCUUCUCUUCACCAUCUUCCUCACUGUUAGUCCAUCAACCUCAACCCGGAUUCUGAACCACCAACCACCCCCACCCCACGGCGGCGGCGAUGGAGCAAUCACCUUCUUCAUGAACGACGUCCUGGGGAGCAGGCACCAGUCCUCAUGGCCAUCGACCGGUGCCGGAGCUCCACUUCCUAUCGCAAAGCCCAUAGGUGGCAGGCCUCGGACCCACCCAACCGCUGUCUUCACGGGCCACACUGGGCUCCCCAACAAAAGCUGGUCGCCAUUUCUAACGUGCUUAGAGUCGGGAACGGUAACUAUGAUUGAUGAGAAAUUAAGAGGCAGCGUCGCACUUGGGCCACAGACAGCGGGGAAGGUGCAGGGGAUGUACGUGACAAGCUCGGGGGAUAACAGCAGCCACAUGGUGGCGAUGAAGGCCACAUUCGAGGGCGGCAGGUCGGAUGACAGCUUGAGAUUCUUUGGGGUCCACCACCUGGGCCUGUCGGAGUCUCACAUCGCGGUUGUCGGUGGCACCGGCAGAUAUCACGGGGCAAAUGGGUUUGCCGCGGUAAAGACCACUGGUGGACGGGAGAACGCGAACAGGGUCCUCUCAGUUACUGUGUAUCUCAAGUAA
Molecule: messenger RNA, 787 nt
Organism: Elaeis guineensis (African oil palm)
Lineage: Eukaryota; Viridiplantae; Streptophyta; Magnoliopsida; Arecales; Arecaceae
Product: dirigent protein 18
Source: RefSeq, a predicted model, not a curated record